AUGCCGGCUGAGCACAGAGUGUUGACCAUAUUGUGCAUGUGCAGUCAACACUUCAUGGUGGCUGGUGUGGCGGCAGCCAAGGAGGAGGAGGUUGGACAUGAGCUGUCUGACAUGGAGGAGGGCAAGGCCAGUAAGGGAGAUGGCAAUCAUUGGAGUAAUGUGAUUGCAUCUGCCCUAUGGCAGCAUGCUGCUGCUGGCUUGCUUGUGUGGGACAAAUUUUGUGGCCAUGCUGAUGGGUUCGAGGAUGGAUGGGAGGCAGAAGCAGCCAGGGAGAAGGCAGAGAAGCUGAAGGAGUUGAAGAAGAGUCGUUCUUGGGGUGGAUGGUUUUGGACAGGAAUGAUGAUUGUGCUCAGGUGGUUGGUGUGGGUGUUGUCCCACAUCUUCAACUCAAAAGAGUAUAAUGAUGCCAUGGUCAAGCACAAAUAUAAGUGGCUGGCAUUUACUUUUGUGUCUAUCAUUGCCAUUGCAUGUGGUGUCAACCCCAUUGAUGUGCUCCUCAAGGUUAUCAAUUCAUGGGCAGAGUCUUGA
Messenger RNA from Dacryopinax primogenitus, 528 nucleotides. RefSeq lists its product as uncharacterized. Lineage: Eukaryota; Fungi; Basidiomycota; Dacrymycetes; Dacrymycetales; Dacrymycetaceae. The record is from RefSeq and is a predicted model, not a curated record. The transcript has 4 exons. Bases 1 to 528 code for a protein of 175 amino acids.